AUGUCGCUGAAGUUAGGGUUGAUUGAAGAUCUGGGCAGCAUGUGGGUAACCUUCAGACACUCGGCGAUGGCUUGAAAAAUUAGUGUUUCGGUGGGACUCAAACCUUGGUCCACGGGCUCACCACACCUGUACCCUGACCACCUGGCCACCGCCUCCCCGUGUAUAGAGAGAGAUCAGUUCAUUAGUGUUUCGGUGGGGCUCAAACCUUGGUCCACGGGCUCACCACACCUGUACCCUGACCACCUGGCCACCGCCUCCCCGUGUAUAGAGAGAGAUCAGUUCAUUUGUGUUUCGGUGGGACUCAAACCUUGGUCCACGGGCUCACCACACCUGUACCCUGACCACCUGGCCACCGCCUCCCCGUGUAUAGAGAGAGAUCAGUUCAUUAAGGCGGCUUUACACCUGGCAAUUCCUGGCCGGCAAUACAGCCGCGACGAUCUCGGCUGGGUGCUCUCGGGAGCAAUAUUGCUCGGGAGCAAGUACGUUCACGCGUGGGAGGACCCGCCGGGAGCAUCAACACGUAAACUGCUAGUCUUUUUGAAAAUUCCGCGGAGCCCGUCCCCGGUGAGAGCACCGUCCCCCUCGGUGAAGCGGCGAAGAAGUUUGGCGUGUUUGUGGUGGGCGGCUCACUGCCGGAGAGGGAAGGCGACAAGGUCUACAACACCUGCACAGUCUGGGGGCCGCAGGGCAACAUGGUAGCUAAGCACAGAAAGAUGCAUCUCUUUGACGUCAACAUUCCUGGUGAACUGGUCAUGGAAGAGUCCAGCUGCGUCACUCCCGGCAACACCUUGACCACCUUUGACCUCCCCCAGUGUAAGAUUGGUCUCGGCGUCUGUUACGACAUGAGGUUUCCAGAAAUGGCCCGACUCUAUGCAAAGUCAGGUUGCAAAGUUUUGCUGUACCCCGGAGCCUUCAGUGAGAUAGUCACCGGCCCAACCCAGUGGGAGCUGCUGCAACGAAGCCGUGCCCUCGACAACCAGGUGUACGUGGCGGCCUCUGCUCCCGCUCGCAACACAAACCAUUCUUAUGUCACCUGGGGCCACUCCUCUAUUGUCAACCCCUUGGGGAAGGUCAUCGCCACUUGUGAGGAAAAAGAGACCAUCGUCUAUGGUGACCUGG
Molecule: messenger RNA, 1119 nt
Organism: Eriocheir sinensis (Chinese mitten crab)
Lineage: Eukaryota; Metazoa; Arthropoda; Malacostraca; Decapoda; Varunidae
Product: omega-amidase NIT2-like
Biological process (GO): L-glutamine metabolic process; oxaloacetate metabolic process
Cellular component (GO): mitochondrion
Molecular function (GO): omega-amidase activity
Source: RefSeq, a predicted model, not a curated record